ACAGAGUCAACUAAUAUUAUAACAAGGUCAUCUAAUACCAGGAAAUAAUAAUCCAUACAUAAUUAACCAGCUCAUGUUGGUGAAUGAAUAAUUUCUUAAAAAAAGAUCUCACAUUGCUUUAAAAGGUCAAUCAACUGCCUCCAUGUUCUCUUCUACUGUGGAAAAAUAUUUUUGAAUUGAAUCCAUUGGGAUUGCAUAAGAAGCUGGACGUAUUCUUUUCUCCAAGAAACGAAAAUGGCUUCCAUUCUUAGGGGAACCCUCGAGAAAUCUCAGUGGGUUCUUCAAAUCAAUGAGAUUAUUGACAGAAAUACCCUCGACGCCGCUUCACAGACCCCCAUUUCCGUCUUCCAGUUGCCGGAUUCCGUCCGCGACGGCGACCCAGAGGCGUACCUCCCCCGCCGUGUCGCGGUGGGGCCGUACCACCAUUUCCGGCCGGAGCUCUUCAAAAUGGACCUCUUCAAACUGGGCAAAGUCAAGAAUCAGAAAUGGGGCUCUCAGCUCCAUCAUCUCUUGGAUCAGAUCAAGCCAUUGGACCUCAAAAUCCGAGCCAGUUUCAAUCAAUCCCUUGAAAUGGAUGCGGAAACCUUAUCAUGGGUGUUGCUGAUUGAUGGUUUAUUUCUGCUUGAACUUCUUCAAAUUAGGUACAAUCCUCGUCCCCUCGAGCUGCCUCUAGAGAUUUUUUAUGGGAAGUUAGCGCCUGAGUUUGAGAUUGUUAGUGAUGUUCUGAAGCUUGAGAAUCAGAUUCCUCUGUUUGUCCUCAAAGAAAUUUGCCCCAAACAACCCACUAAUUAUUUGGCUCCUCUGUUUUGCCAAAUUUCUUUAUCUGUUACUCCAUUUGAGCUCCCCUGGUUUGACCCUGAAACCGAAUGUUAUCAUUUUUUCCCAAUCUACAAUCUGUGUCAACAUUUGCUGCAUUUUCUGUAUUUGAUGGUUUUGCUUACUCCAGAAAACAAGGUCGUGGAAAGUGUAAUCGGUAGUUAUACAGACAUGAACAUGAAUGCUUCUCAUUCAAUUGCUUAUUUUGCUGCUUCUUCUUCUCCUGCUGACUUCCUCAGUGAGUGCUUCAGCAUUUUGGGCUCUGUUAUUAACAUAGCCUUCAUUCAGCAACUGAAAGAGACCUUGAAUUUGAUUCUACGAUUGUUUGCACUUCUGGGUUCUAUAAGGAAGCCAAAUUUGGGUGAGAAAAAAACCCCUCGAGUCCCUUCUGCAUCAGAGUUGAAAACUGCUGGAGUGCGUUUCAAAUCCCACAAAAACGGCGUUCUGAGGUGCCGUUUCGACCCCAAAACGCUCACUUUAACUCUGCCUUGUGUUCAUCUUGAUGGGUUCUGUGGAGUAGUGCUUAAAAAUCUUGUGGCAUAUGAAGCCAUGGCGGAGCUGAAUCCGCCUUGUUUGGUCAAUUACGUUGCGCUCAUGAGUGGGUUGCUGAGAAAUUCCAAAGACUUGAAGAUUCUUGAGAAAGCAGAGAUCGUUCGCAACCAUUUGGGCAGUGAAAAGGAAGCUGUGGAGAUGUUUAAUGGCGUGGAGAAAUCCAGCUGCAGCUUGAAGAAAGAGGGCGUGUUGAAAAUCCAUAUUGGGAGUGGUGGAAGAGGAAAUGAGUUCGUUCGAAAAGUGAAGAUGAAUUAUGAUAUGGGAUUGGGGGCGAUGGUUGAGGAGAUCAAUAAAUGGUAUGGGAAGUGCUGGAGAAUGAAGAUGAAGAAAUUUGUGUCUGUUGUUUUGAGUUGUUUGGCAAUUCUUGCGGUUGUGUUCCUCAUUGUUCUUGUGAUUGCUCGAUUCAUCUGCAGUUUUAGUUUUGUUAGUUGUCCGAAGGGAAUAUUCAAAACCAGCAUUGUUCUGCAUCAGAUGUAUUGAACCUAAGAAAGAUGAUGGGAAGUAGUGUGGAAUUAUGGACGAGAAUUUCCUUUAUGGAUAUAAAUUCUAAUGGAUGAUGGCUUUGGGUUUUUGGGGUCUCUCUGGAUUUUUGACAUCGAUGUGGAUAGAAAUGAAAACUUCGGGUGCACAAAGUGGCUGAUCCUAAAUUUCUAAUAAUCAUUUGAAAGUAGAUAAGAAGUAUGAAUGUUUGUAACUAUUAGUUAUAGAUUUUUGAAACAUGUCUUCGUAACGACUUCACUUUUUGGGACUUAAACUGCUUAGAUACUACAUCCCCGUUCGUAAUCAAAGGAAUCAUUGGACAACUCAAGAGUUGUAAAACUAAUAUUC
Messenger RNA from Momordica charantia (bitter melon), 2196 nucleotides. Its product is annotated as putative UPF0481 protein At3g02645. Lineage: Eukaryota; Viridiplantae; Streptophyta; Magnoliopsida; Cucurbitales; Cucurbitaceae. The record is from RefSeq and is a predicted model, not a curated record.